Molecule: messenger RNA, 1700 nt
Organism: Carassius auratus (goldfish)
Lineage: Eukaryota; Metazoa; Chordata; Actinopteri; Cypriniformes; Cyprinidae
Product: calcium-binding protein 39
Exons: 9
Coding region: 176-1201 (341 amino acids)
Biological process (GO): intracellular signal transduction
Molecular function (GO): protein serine/threonine kinase activator activity
Source: RefSeq, a predicted model, not a curated record
ACACACACACACACACAAACACACACACAUACGGUUGUCCGCACUAAACAGCCUAAGAAACAACACACCUAAACAUAAUAUUCCAGGACUUACAUCGCCGUUCACUAGAGAAGGCCGAAGGAGACCCAAACAAGUUGGCUUUCUUCUACCUGGUUUGCCCUGGUAACGUGUUGCCAUGCCGUUCCCUUUCGGUAAGUCUCACAAGUGUCCAGCGGACAUUGUGAAGAAUCUAAAGGACAACAUGACCAUUCUGGAGAAGCAGGACAUUUCAGACAAGAAGGCUGAGAAGGCCUCUGAAGAAGUGUCCAAAUCUCUGCUGGCCAUGAAGGAGAUUCUCUACGGCACGAAUGAGAAGGAGCCGCAGACAGAAGCCGUGGCUCAGCUCGCUCAGGAGCUCUACAACAGCGGCCUGCUCAGCACCCUCGUCGCAGAUCUGCAGCUCAUCGACUUUGAGGGCAAGAAAGAUGUGGCACAGAUCUUUAACAAUAUCCUGAGACGUCAGAUCGGCACUCGGACACCUACGGUUGAAUACCUGUGCACUCAACAAAAUAUACUGUUCAUGCUGCUUAAAGGUUAUGAGUCUCCAGACAUUGCUCUGAACUGUGGGAUCAUGCUGAGGGAAUGCAUACGGCACGAGCCACUGGCCAAGAUCACCCUCUGCUCCGAGCAGUUCUACGAUUUCUUCAGAUACGUGGAGAUGUCUACCUUCGACAUCGCCUCGGACGCAUUUGCCACUUUUAAAGAUCUGCUGACGAGACACAAGCUGCUCAGCGCUGAGUUCCUGGAGCAGCACUAUGACAGAUUCUUUAGUGAAUAUGAGAAACUUCUUCACUCAGAAAACUAUGUGACUAAAAGGCAGUCUCUUAAGCUUUUGGGAGAGCUGCUUUUGGACCGGCACAACUUCACUAUAAUGACAAAGUACAUAAGCAAACCAGAGAACCUCAAGCUCAUGAUGAACCUGCUGAGAGACAAGAGCCGCAACAUCCAGUUUGAGGCCUUUCAUGUAUUUAAGGUGUUUGUGGCCAAUCCGAACAAGACCCAGCCCAUCCUCGACAUCCUGCUGAAGAACCAGACCAAACUCAUCGAGUUCCUCGGCAAGUUCCAGAACGACCGCAGCGAGGACGAGCAGUUCGGCGACGAGAAGACCUAUCUCAUCAAACAGAUCCGAGACCUCAAGAGGCCAACCCCGCAGGACGCUUGAGAAGGAUCACGACUGUACACACAUGCGUAGAGGACAUCUAGACAGUGUUUUAGGCAGCGUCUGGAUGAUGUUUGGCUCUCUGGGACGUUGAGUGGCCGCAGCACUGGGCAUGUUUUUGUGUUUUGCAGGAACCGUUAAAUGCCAUUUGAGCUCGGUGGGUGAGAAAUAUGACGACAAGGAUGAAAAGUAGUCUUGCUUUGCUGGAAAUUCAACCUGUCCUUCUGCAAUGUUUUAUUCUCAUGUUACAAAAAUCGAGCAAAAUGAACAGAAAAGGCAGAUGUAGAUGCUGCUGCUUUGCACAUAAACGAAAGAGGGUUCUGUACCUCAUACACAAACAUACACUCAAAUGGCUCUUGAUGCUAAUUGGAUAUUAAUGUAUUCCAGGAAAGAUAUUCAGAUGCACAUUUGUGCUCAUUUUGAGGUUGCAUACAGUGAGUGAGUGAACGUGUACAUAGGCUUUUUCAUUUUUAUGGUUGCUAUCAGACUCAUUUUCAAAGAC